Sardina pilchardus (European sardine) is the source of this 5694-nucleotide messenger RNA. RefSeq names its product Fas-activated serine/threonine kinase (gene fastk). The transcript is spliced from 10 exons. Lineage: Eukaryota; Metazoa; Chordata; Actinopteri; Clupeiformes; Clupeidae. Gene Ontology annotation, cellular component: mitochondrial matrix; ribonucleoprotein granule. The record is from RefSeq and is a predicted model, not a curated record. The coding region runs from base 1247 to 3991 and encodes 914 amino acids. Gene Ontology annotation, molecular function: RNA binding. Gene Ontology annotation, biological process: mitochondrial RNA processing; regulation of mitochondrial mRNA stability.
UGACAGAAAAAAAAAGUCCAUCAAACAUUGAUAUUCUCAUCCUCCCUAUGCGACAAAAGAGGCAGAAUUGCCUAGCCUGAUGAGAUGAAGAAAUGAUGAUAUUUUAGUAAGCUACAUUGUGCUUUUAAACUAAAAGUAGCCUACACUCACAUGUAGAGACCCUGCUAACUUAACCUUACGAGUAAACCAGUCUGCCUUCGAUAACCGAGAAACCGGCUGUCGAAAUUUCAGAUGACACGCCCUCUGUCCUACUGCCUGCCGGGAAGAUGGCCGACACCGGGGGUUCUAAGUGAAGUGCGGUGAUCUGUCUUUCACAGGAAUCCGCUGAAGAUCGGAGGUUAUGAGGGCACAUGCAUUUCAUGUCAACUUUUUUUGUGGUGGAGGUCUUUCUGUAUCCAGCGCUGUUGAAUUGGUUUUCCUCAGACACAACGUCAGGAACGUGUGUCACUCAACCAUUACGCGUUACUCUUCGCUUGGCAUUUAGCAGUGGUUAACGCGAACUGUUAUUAGUCGCUAGCGAACGUUUACACUAAAUUAAAUGCCGUGACAUGAUGGGUUUAAACAUGUAACGUUGACUGGACUUUUUGCGUGCUCUUUGACAAGCACACUCUUAACAGUUGCAUACAGGUGUGCAUUAAUAUGUAUAUCGGUGGCUGAUAAAGUGAAGUAAUACCGUAAAUGUUCAUUUGUACUCUUUUGCAAGAUUUUCCUCUGGAUUGCAAUACACUUUACGCGGCUAACAUUAGCUGGCAAAACUGUUAAAGCAGUAAUCCAGUUAGCUAGCUACAUAGCAUAGCAUGCUAUUCAGAAAGCUGUAAAUUAACCCAGGCUAGCGAGCUUGCUAAGUCAGGUCAAUAUUUCUUAGCAUGCUAGCGUUGCUAGUUUGCAACCCUUUCUUGGCCUACUGUAUAAUAACGAGCUGUCUUUCACAAUGACAAAUGACAGGCCCAGUGGUGAUAUUCUAGUCGUAUGUGUAACAUAAACAUUGCAUGUUUGAUUUGUUUGGUCCUUGAGAAGUUGGACCUAAGUGGCCAAACGCCCUCUUCGUCAAUUUACCUUCAACGCUAGCCAGCUAGCUGGCUGUGAAAAUGCUGUAACUUCUGUUACAUUAGCUAGCUUGCUCAUCACAUUUGGGAGACAUUCAUCAUCCCUGAAGCCUGGACUUCCCCCCCCCCCCCCCCCCCUUAAAGUUCGGAUCAAAGAUGUGUGAUGUCUUGUGGCUCAGUUAUGGACCACACGAUGUACCAUGCCGUAUCUGCCCCAUCGACUAGGCUGCCUAACGCUUGGCAAAUUCCCCUUGCCCCACCAGGACCUUAGUCAGCCUACUGCUCUCUUGCACAGCAUGUACACUACACGCUUGUACAGUGGUAGUGGCGGCAAGCCGGGGCGACGGGUGGGCCUCGUUGGGGCAGGGCCGCCCAUGCUGGAGAACCAUCACCACCACCACCACCACCACCCACUUCCCCAUCACCCUCAGGUUCAAACCCCCCAGAGCUACCCCCCUGUCUACCAGGGCCGCCUGGAUGGGCACAGGCCCCACUACCAGACCCUCCACCAGCACUACCACUCUCACCCCCAGUCCCAACACCUGAGCUCACAGCACUACCAGCAAAACGCCCAUCUCCACCAUGCCAAAAAGAAGACCUGGAACUUCAUCCACGAGAAGAUGAGCUACGACACCUUCUUCACCAUGAAGCGGCUCAUCGACCGCUCGCGCGGCGUGGAUGAGGUGCUCCGCUGGGUCACCCAGAACCCUGGCAAAAUCUCGCACAACCAUUACCCCAUCGCUCUGCAGAAGAUAGGCCAGCUGCUGCUCCUGCAGCAGGCUGGGGUGGCAGGCUCUGGUCCUGUGGAGGGCACCCUGGUGACCUCUCCAGGGGGGUCCGGUGGAGAAAACCCCUGCCGGCAGAUUCUGGAUAACCCUGACUUCCAGACACUCUGCAAUGCUAUAGUGAACGACUGCUCCAAGUUUGACAACUUCAGCAUUGUUAACUGCCUUUAUGCUGUCGCUGCACUAGGACUUCCCAGCGACUCUCAGAUUGUUCAGGUCUUGGAGGGCGAGUCGCAGAGCCGCCUGUCCCAGUUCAACCAGAAGGACAUCUCCAUGGUGUUCAGCAGCAGCAUGAAGCUGCACCCCUCCAGCCAGCACCCGCUGAUCGAGGCCUGCUUGGCGGGUCUGGAGAAGAACGUGGAGCGCGAGCGCCACCCGCAGACGCUGUUCCUGCUGCUCUCCUACUACCGAACCAAGUGGCGCGCCCUGCAGGCGGGGGCGGCUGAGGCCGAGACGCCAUCGCCGGAGCAGCUGCUGCUCAACCGCAAGAUCCUGAGGCUGGUCAAGCACACGCUGGCCAGUGUGAGCAGCGUCCGCGACCACGAGAUGGCGCUGCUGGACGAGAUGUUGUCGGCGUGCGCGCGCGAAGCCAGCAACAAGAGCCUGGAGCUCAUCUUCAGCUCCCACCUCUUUUACCAAAACAGGCAGGAGAAGUUCAUCAUCAGCCUCUCUGAGGAACUUCCCAAAAAAGCAGACAGCAUAACCCCUUACACCAUGUCGCUCAUCUCCAAAUAUGUCGCCCGACACCGACUUCGAGAGACCCGCCUUCUUGACACAAUAGCCGACUUCCUUGUGAAGAAGGGCGAGUACCUGGACAGCAAGGUCAUCCAGAAACUAGUGUUCCCAUUUAGCCGCAUGAGCUACCGGCCUGCCAAUGAGGGUCAGUUCUUCUCCAAGCUGGAGGCUGUGUUGGAACUGAAGGCCCUGAGCUCUCCCCUGGCCACUGUCAACAUCCUCAUGUCGCUCUUCCAGCUGGGCCAUUUCCCAGGCCUGGUGCUGCACCGCGUCUUCUCCCCGUCCUUCAUCACCAACGUCACCAACAGCCCUUAUGCGCUCAUCGUGCGGCGUUACUUGUCGUUACUGGACGCUGCUGUCGAGCUGGAAUACAGGGAGUACAGCGGCCCACGCCUACAGGACACGCACAAAGUACUCAUGUUUGACCACGCUUUAACAGCAGAUGAAGUCAACCGCAAGUACAGCUACAAGGGUCUGGUGGCUGAGGCGCUGAGACAGCUGGUUGGAGAACAUGGCUACAAGCAGGAUGAGGUGUUGGCCCCUGGGUAUUACACAGAUUUUCUGUUAUUGAUAGAUGGCUCAGGCCGUGUUCUCCCAAUAAGGACGUCUGGAAACGUGUCUCUGGGCGUGGCCUCCAAAACCCCUGAGGGCUCCGGGCCGGUGUCCGCGCUGACCUCCGACUUUCAGAAGUUCUCGCCUUUCGCCACAGCGCUGGAGGACGGCAGCGACAAGCAGCCGCCGGGCGACGAUUCGGGCUACCUGCCCCCGCACAUGCGCGCGCCGCCUCAGCCCGUGGCCCAGCGGGCCGGCGCCAACGGAGGGGUCUCGCUCGACUACAGCACCUACUACGCCAGCACAGACUACUACUCCAGCCUGGCCAAGGAGCACUCGCUGGAGAGCCAGGACAGCUCCACGCUCAGCAGCCCCUCGGACUGCCUCGCCCAGGCCGGGCCGGCCAGCACCGGGGUAGCGGGCAGCGGGUCCAGUGCCGGCCCGGACUCCCUCUUCCAGUUCUCUAUCGGGAAGAUCCUGGACGACGAAACCGGCGUGCCCAUCCCUACAGGGGCUGCCUCGGGGCCCAACUGCGAGCUGCCGGCCUUCUACGAGGGCGUGGCAUACCCGGAGGGGGACGGAGGGGAGAUGGGGCCCACCUCUCCUCCCCAGCACCACCCUGCUGACCGCCCCGACGCACAGAGGACCUCCGCAGACCCGCAGGUCAAGAGGGUGAUAAUGUCGGUUAAUGACAAGUGGCAUUACUGUCACAACUCGGACGUGCUGGUGGGCUCGAGGGCCAUGAGAGACCGCCACCUGCAGCUCCUGGGCUACAUCAUUCUGCAGUUGCCGUAUCUGGAGCUGGAGAAGUUGAAUGGCAUUGAAGAGGUGAAGCAGUACCUUCACAAAAAGCUGCUGGAAGUCCCCUUAUGACAGUGGAAAUUCAGAUGCCUGUGUGUGUGUGUGUGUGUGUGUGUGUGUGUGUGUGUGUGUGUGUGUGCAUGCGUGCGUACUGUACGUGCGCGCAAUUGUGUGGAGUUGUGGUUUGGGAAGAGUUUCUCUUGGGUUAAAAUAACGUAAUAUUUGGGAUGAAAGUGGGAUUGCGUAUGUACAGGCUGUGUUUGAGAGUGGGAGGUACAGGCCUGAACAUGGCCAAUAAAGAACGUGGUGCCAGGACACUAACAGGCCGUUACAUUAGGUAGAGGGAGGGCCGGGGUCUCGGUGCAGAGUUGGGUGUGAAGCAAGCCUUGAAACGUUGUAUUUCUAUGUACUCCUAUUUUUACAGUUUGUCUAUCACAGUGCAGAGGUUAUGAUGCCAAGUUGGCAUAAGAGUAAACUAGAGACAACUUUCUAAGAAGUAAAGCAAUCGUUGACUCUUGACAUUUGUUUUAGAUUCAUGUCGGACAAGGUACUGUUAUAUCAUGCCUUUGCUAUGGGGAAGGAAUGGGAGUGGGCAUGGAAUUGUAGUCCUUUUUUCUUGUGGUGCAUUUUUUUUUUUUUUUAACUUUUCCUUCUGGACAGAAGAGAAAUGAGCAUAGACAAGAUGGGGUUUGCUGCUUUCUGUUUGGCUAAAGGGAUGUCUACUGUGCAACCCCAACAUGGUCUCAGUUGCAAUUCCUUAUAGGUAUCUGCCACCGAGACUGGCUUUAUAACCAAACAUUAUUUAGUGAGGGGGUCAAAUGGGAUCUUUCUACAAAGACAAAUGAUGAGACUUUUGAAACACUGUCUUACAGAUCUUAAAUAGGGAGUCUGGGGCAUUUUGGAGAGUUUGGGAAUGUGUUGUAAUGAUAUUAUUGCAAUGUGCCACUCGAGUGUUAAAAAUGGUUAAUAUUUAUAUUUUUUCCUCUAAAAUGCUUUAUGAACUCUGAUGUCCUUUAAAGCAAGACACAGCAAAACACUCAAUGGAUUGUGGGAGUGACCUGUCAUCCUGCCAUCUCUGUUUGCAGUAGUGGCUUCAUUUUUCAGGAUAUUCCUUUUUUUUAUGAAGGAUAUAGAUCUCCAUACCAUAGUCAGAAUCACUUAAAGUACAGCACAUACAUGGCACAUACAACUUAGAAAACCAACUGAGUAGCUUAUUGUUAAAUUAAAGUCCAGCCUAAGUUUUGUGUUAGCUUUCUGAAUAAUAGGAAAACAGUGGGUGUUACCUUGCACAGUGGAAUGCCUCGGACAGAACCUCAUACUUAGUGCAUAGUGCAUGAUUGUUUUAUCCUUGAGAAGGGUAUUACAGGUGUACAUGCAGUAUAUACACUUGCAUCUAUCCUUUCAGUGGCUGCCCAUCUGGACCUCAUGAUUUUAUCAUCAUUAAUCAUACAAUUAAGAGUUGAGCUUGCCUUUUUGUGUACUUUGAAGAUAAAUAUUAUCUUAUGUGAGUCGGUUUUAAGACUUUAGUAGAGAAGGAAACAUCUUCUUGCAAUUGCUGUUGUUUGCUUUGCUUUGUCAAGAGGACCAUUCUAUUCAGAUGUUCUCCGGGGGAAGAGAUUAUUUAUUGAGGAUGGUGUUCUUCUGAAUGUAUGGAGUUUGAGUGUAUGGAGUGGAUGUAUGCGUUGGAAUCAAGGGGGAAGGGUGGGAAAGUUCGUUUAUAUAUACAUAUAAAAUGCCUAUGUAAAAUACAUUAUUAAAUAAUGUUUUAAAAGUCA